Molecule: messenger RNA, 384 nt
Organism: Octopus sinensis (East Asian common octopus)
Lineage: Eukaryota; Metazoa; Mollusca; Cephalopoda; Octopoda; Octopodidae
Product: SCAN domain-containing protein 3-like
Exons: 1
Coding region: 1-384 (127 amino acids)
Source: RefSeq, a predicted model, not a curated record
AUGAAACCUUCAUUACUUUCUCGGCAUCAAGUUUCUAAUCAUUUCGAAACUAUCGGAAAACCAAAUGACUUUUUUAAGAACAAAAAAGAUAAUAUUCGGAAAAUAGACGAUUCUUUCAAUUUUGACAUUAAUUUUUUACUAUCAAAACUCUCUUACAUGAUUUCAUAUCGGAUCGCAAAAGCCAAAAAACCACAUACAAUUGCCGAGAAUCUUAUUAUACCGUGCAUUAAGGACAUGUUUGAAUGUUUCCCUGGCAAUAAAUUGGAGCAUAUUGUUCGAAAAAUUCCAUGUUCAAAUGAUACCGUCAAUAGAAGAAUACGAGAUCUAUCCGAAAACAUAAAAGAACAAGUUAUUUUCUGGUUAAUUAUAUUAGGUCAUUACUGA